This is a messenger RNA of Saitoella complicata NRRL Y-17804, 792 nucleotides long. RefSeq lists its product as uncharacterized. Bases 162 to 380 code for a protein of 72 amino acids. Gene Ontology annotation, molecular function: glutaminase activity. The transcript has a single exon. Lineage: Eukaryota; Fungi; Ascomycota; Saitoellomycetes; Saitoellales; Saitoellaceae. Gene Ontology annotation, biological process: pyridoxal 5'-phosphate biosynthetic process. The record is from RefSeq and is a predicted model, not a curated record.
GAGAUUCUUCCAGACGAAGAACCAUCCAAAGCAUGAGCACAUCGAGUCAAAGGCUCUAAGGCUCUUGUGAGGCUGGCUAAGAAGACCAUGAUACCAUUUCUGAGGUUGCAAACGCCGGUGGUGAAUCAACGGACAUCGUUGCCGUGCAGGGGGGGAAUGUCAUGGAUAUGACUUUCCACACUGAGCUGUCAGGUGACUCCAGAAUGCACCAGCGGUGGGCUGAGAAGUGUGUGUACCCAACACCAAGAAGCCAUAGAGCAAAGGGCUGGAGCAAACUACGUGACGACUAUUUGAGUCAGUACAGAUACUCAAGACCCGUGGCGGGGCAUGAAUUAUAUAGCGCUUUGUUCCUCUAUCAGAUAGCUACUAUCCUAGUAUAAGUUGUUCAGAUGCAUUGGUAUUUGUAAGUUAUAUAAUCGUUGGUUCGAAUGCCUGAAGGAUCGAACGAACGCCGAUUCGAGACCAUCGAGAUAGCUGAUCUUUAUCAGACGCAACCACCAACCUCGUACCAAGUCUAGACCACAUAAGGUCCUGCGACGACUCCUGAGUCUCAUCCUCAAAUGCUUCAUGCUGCUGCAACCACCCCAGGGCUCCGAACUUCGUAACAAGAGAUGUAUUAACUCCGGGAAUGCCCGCUGCAGUCCAUAACAACUCCAGCACACGAGUCUUUGUAACCUGCGUAAUCACAGACGAUCUGUACAAACCAAGACAGAGCUCAAUGACAUGGCGGCGGCGGUAAAGGUAGAAGUCCUUGCUGGUCUUCAACCCUGCUACCAACACCCUCAGAAGCCA